This is a messenger RNA of Mesitornis unicolor (brown roatelo), 623 nucleotides long. RefSeq names its product regulator of G-protein signaling 7-like. The transcript is spliced from 3 exons. Lineage: Eukaryota; Metazoa; Chordata; Aves; Mesitornithiformes; Mesitornithidae. The record is from RefSeq and is a predicted model, not a curated record. Gene Ontology annotation, biological process: regulation of G protein-coupled receptor signaling pathway. The annotation marks the transcript as partial.
GUUCUGGUUAGCAGUAGAAGACCUGAAGAAGAGGCCUAUCCGUGAAGUUCCUGCACGUGUUCAGGAAAUCUGGCAAGAAUUUCUUGCUCCAGGUGCACCCAGCGCUAUCAAUCUAGAUUCAAAAAGUUAUGACAAAACCACGCAGAAUGUAAAGGACCCUGGAAGAUACACAUUUGAAGAUGCUCAGGAGCACAUUUACAAACUGAUGAAAAGUGAUUCUUACCCUCGUUUUAUACGAUCCAGUGCCUACCAGGAGCUGCUACAGGCCAAGAAAAAGGGGAAAUCGCUCACAUCAAAGAGGUUAACCAGUCUAGUGCAGUCCUACUAAAAGGAUCACCUUGUAGCAUGGAAGCAGACUCAAAUCAUUAUACAUACUUUGUAGCUCACUGAUUGCCUGACUCAGAGGACAGUAGAACAAGAUGUUGCAUGAGCAAGGACCUGACUUGUUUUCUUUUGUGUAUACUAAGGCAUUACAGACUCCGAGGGACUCUCUAGCCUUUCGAUGCCUCCAUUUUGAAAACUGUCUGCUCACUUCCUCCUUCAUAUCAAGCUGGAUCUGUGUCUUUUUAUUUUCUGCAAGCUCAAGUACAGUGAAAAAAAAGCUUCUGCUAGGCACAGUUUAU